This is a messenger RNA of Trematosphaeria pertusa, 4215 nucleotides long. Its product is annotated as ubiquitin-activating enzyme E1. Bases 1 to 4215 code for a protein of 1404 amino acids. The record is from RefSeq and is a predicted model, not a curated record. NCBI's taxonomy places the organism in Eukaryota, Fungi, Ascomycota, Dothideomycetes, Pleosporales, Trematosphaeriaceae. Gene Ontology annotation, biological process: protein sumoylation. The transcript is spliced from 3 exons. Gene Ontology annotation, cellular component: SUMO activating enzyme complex; cytoplasm. Gene Ontology annotation, molecular function: SUMO activating enzyme activity.
AUGUGGUUUCUGAGGGCUCCCGCAGCCGUCCUCGCACUCGUCGCAGUCGCACUCUUGCCCUCCGCAUCGGCGAAGCCCUACCCUGUCGAAGCAAUCCACCACAUUGAAGAGAUCCGGCAGCUGCACAACGCAUCCCAAGUCGCGAAGCGAGACUGCGGGUCUGGAACUGCCUGCGGGUAUUAUGGCCAGCUCUGCUGCGCCGCUGGCCAACAGUGCAUCACGGAUGCGAACAAUCAGGCUCAGUGCACAGGCGGCGGCGGCGGAUGGGUCUACAGCACCUUCAUCUACACCGAGACCGACCUCGUUACGCGCACCUCCGUCUACAGCACCUUCCUUGGCGCUACUCCACAGGCGACAUCGGGAUGCACCACCGCGGAACUGUGCGGGGGCGUGUGCUGCGGCAGCGGAUUCUACUGCUACGAUCCAACCGCAGGAACUUGCAGGCAGAUUGGAGGAGGAUCGUCUCCUGGAGUCAUUGGUACAUUGAACCCGUCCGCACCAUUGCGUCCUACGAGCUCGACUCUGAUUGUCAUCACAGCCACGGGCUCCCCGACCGCAACCGUACCCUUCGAGACCCCCAUCGCGACCGGCGUCAACGGAACACUAGUAGAAUCGAACCAGGGAGGAGGGGGCCUCAGUGGCGGUGCCAUUGCUGGAAUCGUCAUUGGCGUGAUCCUCGGCAUCAUUCUUCUGCUCCUCAUCUGCUUCUACUGCUGCGCCAAAGCCGCCUUCGACAGCAUUCUGGCCAUCUUUGGUCUGGGCAAGCGGAGGAGACGGACCCAUGAGGAGACGACUUAUAUUGAGGAGCACCACCAUAGCGGCGGCAGCGCGGCCGCCGGCGGACGUCGUUGGUACGGCCAGGGCUCCUCGCGCCCGUCUCGUCCUCCGAAGAAGGAAGGCGGCGGAAUGGGCGGCUUGCUGGGCCUUGCUGCCGGCCUCGGUGGGCUGGCCGCCCUUCUAGGCUUGAAGCGCAGGCACGACCGCAAACAUGAUGACAAGAGUACGACAGGGACGGAUUCGUCGUACUACUACAGUGACUACACGACUCCACCACGCACUCUCCCACUUCCACUCUUAACCAAACUCUUCCGUACAUUUCUAAAUACCAUGGAAAAGGACACCAUGCAGGUCGACAGCCCUGCCGCUGCCGCUGCGCAGCUCAAGAAUGCCGACGGCGAGAUCGACGAGUCCCUGUACAGCAGGCAGCUGUAUGUGCUAGGCCACGAGGCUAUGAAGCGCAUGGGCUCCUCCAAUGUCCUUGUUGCCGGUCUCCGAGGUCUUGGUGUCGAAAUCGCAAAGAACAUCGCGCUCGCCGGCGUCAGGUCGUUGACGCUCUACGAUCCGAAGCCCGCCCAGCUCCAAGAUCUCUCGUCGCAGUUCUUCCUCCAUCCCGACGAUGUCGGCAAGCCGCGAGCCGCGGUCACUGUCCCCCGCGUUUCCGAGCUCAACCCGUACACCCCCGUGGAGGAAUACACUGGAGGCGAUCUGACGUCAGACUUAUCGCAGCUGAAGCAGUUUCAGGUUGUGGUCCUGACGGAUACACCACUGAAGGAUCAGAUCAAGAUCGCCGACUACUGUCACGAGAACGGCAUCUACGUGGUCAUAACAGACACCUACGGCCUGUUCGGCACCAUCUUCACCGAUUUCGGCAAGAACUUCACCAUAGGCGACCCCACCGGCGAGAAUGUCAACAGCGGAAUUGUUGCGGACAUUGAUUCCGACGGCCUAGUUUCUGCGCUCGACGAGACCCGGCACGGUCUGGAAGAUGGCGACUGGGUUACAUUCACUGAAGUCAAGGGGAUGGAGGAGCUAAAUAACUGCGCGCCCCGGAAGAUUGAAGUCAAAGGCCCUUAUACAUUCUCUAUUGGCGACGUCUCCGGCCUCGGCGAGUACAAGGGUGGUGGCCAGUAUGUUCAGGUCAAGAUGCCCAAGAUCAUCGACUUCGAACCGUUCAGCAAGCAGCUCAAGAAGCCGGAGCUUCUGAUCUCCGACUUUGCCAAGUUUGACAGGCCCAUGCAGCUCCACGUUGGCAUUCAGGCUCUUCACGCCUUUGCUGAGAGCCACAACGGCGAAUUCCCGCGCCCCCACAACGACGCCGAUGCCGCGGAGGUGCUGAAGCUCGCCCAAGACCUUGCUGGCCAAGGAGAGGAGACCGUCGAGCUCGAUGAGAAGCUGAUCAAAGAGCUCAGCUACCAGGCGCGGGGUGACCUGAGUCCUGUAGCGGCCUUCUUUGGUGGUAUGGCGGCUCAGGAGGUACUGAAGUCUGUCUCUGGGAAAUUCCACCCAAUCGCUCAGUUCCUAUACUUCGAUUCGCUUGAAUCACUUCCAUCAACCACCCGUUCGGAGGAGCAGUGCGCUCCGAUUGGCUCGCGGUACGACGGUCAGAUUGCUGUCCUUGGAAAGGAAUACCAGGAGAAGCUCGGCAAUAUCAAGGAAUUCCUGGUUGGCGCCGGUGCUAUUGGCUGCGAAAUGCUGAAGAAUUGGGCCAUGAUGGGUCUUGGCGCCGGUCCUAACGGCAAGAUCUGGGUUACUGACAACGACCAAAUCGAGAAGAGCAACUUAAAUCGGCAGUUCCUGUUUAGGCCAUCCGAUGUCGGUAAACUCAAGAGCGACUGCGCCGCGAAAGCCGUGCAGGCCAUGAACCCUGACCUGAAGGGCAAGAUCGUAACAAUGCAAGACAAGGUUGGCCCCGACACGGAGCACAUCUUCAACGAGAAGUUCUGGGAGAAUCUUGACGCCGUUACCAAUGCGCUAGAUAACGUGGAGGCACGAACCUACGUCGACCGUCGCUGCGUAUUCUUCCGGAAGCCUCUGCUCGAUAGCGGCACGCUCGGAACCAAGGGCAACACCCAGGUCAUUCUCCCGCACAUCACGGAAUCGUACUCGUCGUCGCAAGAUCCCCCGGAGAGGUCCUUCCCAAUGUGCACGCUUAGAAGUUUCCCGAACCGCAUCGAGCACACCAUCGCGUGGGCGCGGGAAAUGUUCGACUCAUUCUUUGUGAAGGGCCCGGAGAUUGUCAAUCUGUACCUCACACAGCCGGAUUAUCUUGGUGCCUCACUGAAGCAGUCUGGUAACGAGAAGCAGACCCUGGAGACUCUGCGCGACUUCCUGGUGACGGAGAAGCCGUUGACCUUUGAUGACUGCAUCAUUUGGGCGCGACAGCAGUUUGAGAAAAAUUACAACCACGCUAUUCAGCAGCUGCUCUACAACUUCCCGAAGGACUCCACCACAGGUUCCGGCCAGCCGUUCUGGUCUGGGCCUAAGCGCGCACCUGACGCACUGAAGUUCGACCCGUCCAACCCCACACACGUCACUUUCGUCGAAGCGGCUGCGAUAUUGCACGCUUACAACUACGGCAUCAACCCUCCCCAGAAUGCCAAGAAAGAGCAUUACCUUGAGGUACUAAACGACAUGAUCGUUCCAGACUUCAAGCCAGAUCCUUCGGUGAAGAUCCAGGCGAGCGAUUCGGAUCCCGAUCCCAAUGCCCAGCAGACGGGUAUGGAUGACAAUGAUGUCUUGAACCAGAUAAUUGAAUCGCUACCGCCACCCAAAUCUCUCGCUGGGUUUAAGCUCCAGCCGGUGGAAUUCGAAAAGGACGAUGAUACUAAUCACCACAUCGACUUCAUCACCGCUGCCAGCAACCUGCGCGCCGAGAACUACAAGAUCGAGCAGGCAGACCGACACAAGACGAAGUUCAUUGCCGGCAAGAUCAUCCCGGCCAUCGCAACGACGACUGCGUUGGUGACUGGUCUCGUCAAUCUCGAGCUGUACAAGAUCGUCGACGGCAAGACGGAUAUCGAGCAGUACAAGAACGGGUUCAUCAACUUGGCUCUGCCGUUCUUCGGAUUUAGCGAGCCUAUUGCUAGUCCGAAGGGGAAGUACACGGGACAUGGUGGUAAGGAGGUGGAGAUAGAUAAGCUGUGGGAUCGAUUCGAGGUCCAUGAUGUUACAUUGCAGGAGUUCAUUGGCCAUUUCGAGGAGAAGGGUCUCAACAUUCAGAUGGUCAGCUCUGGUGUGAGCUUGCUGUACGCUUCGUUCUACCCUCCCUCGAAGCUAAAGGAUAGGAUGCCUCUCUCGAUGAGCAAGCUCGUUGAGUUCAUCAGCAGGAAGCCGAUCCCAGACCACCAAAACAACGUCAUCUUUGAGGUGACUGCAGAAGACCAGACGGAGGAGGAUGUCGAGAUCCCGUACGUGAUGGUGAAGCUGCAAAAGUAA